This is a messenger RNA of Andrographis paniculata, 1845 nucleotides long. Its product is annotated as BRAP2 RING ZnF UBP domain-containing protein 2. Bases 55 to 1683 code for a protein of 542 amino acids. The record is from RefSeq and is a predicted model, not a curated record. Gene Ontology annotation, biological process: protein ubiquitination; Ras protein signal transduction. Lineage: Eukaryota; Viridiplantae; Streptophyta; Magnoliopsida; Lamiales; Acanthaceae. Gene Ontology annotation, molecular function: zinc ion binding; ubiquitin protein ligase activity. Gene Ontology annotation, cellular component: cytoplasm. The transcript has 12 exons.
AGAAUGUAUAAAUAGGGCUACAAUCCAUUUCGCGUGGUGUUACGGUGAAGGAAGAUGUUGGACGAGACUUCAACGAGCUCUAGCUUGGUCGCCGGAGAUUCGUCCGCCGCUGAGGCGUCGUCUGCACCGGAGCGAAAAAUGAUGGAAGAUUCUUCGACUAAUUUGAGCGCCACUGGAGAUUCUUCCUCCGCGCCUGCUACCGCUGGGGCGUCGUCUACUCUACGGGGACAGAAGAUGUUCGAAGAGACGUCAACCAGUUCCAGAAUAGGAGCUGGAGAUUCUUCCGCUUCCGCUACUGCUGAGGCGUUGCAUUUCUCUUCCGGAAACCCUAGAAUUGAAGAGAUCAGAGGCGUCGUGCAUCUCUACCGCGAUGAUCUCUCUCGUUCUUCCGCUCAACUGCCGGUUGAACGGAAGCCUCUUGUUGUUAUACUCGGGGUUCCCAAUCACAUGACCUAUGCUGAUUUCUGUCAAUUCUGUGGUUCAUUUAUUCAACACAUAUCGGAAAUGAGAAUUGUCAGGACUGAGGGGUUGGAGGAUCGUUAUAGUAUUUUGAUUAGACUUGAUGAGCAAAAUUCAGCUGAUUCUUUUCACAAGCAUUUCAAUGGAAAGCUCUUUUCAUCUCUUGAGGAGGAAACCUGUUGUGUAUUUUUUGCUGUUGAUAUACAGUACACUGGAUCCAUUGAGCAUUCGCAACCCUCCCCUCCAAGCCAUAUAGAUCAGCCCUCAUGUCCGGUUUGUCUUGAGAAACUGGACCAGGAUACCAGUGGAAUUCUUACAACAAUCUGCAACCAUUCCUUUCACUGCUCUUGUAUAUCUAAAUGGACAGAUUCUUCUUGCCCGGUAUGUCGAUAUUGCCAGCAGCAACCUGAAAAAUCGAUUUGCUAUAUAUGUCAUACCUCAGAAAACCUUUGGAUGUGUAUCAUUUGUGGCUUUGUCGGUUGUGGCAGGUACAAAGAAGGGCACGCCAUAGGCCAUUGGAAAGAGACUGAACAUUGUUAUUCCCUUGAACUGGAAACACAAAGGGUGUGGGACUAUGCUGGUGACAACUAUGUUCAUCGACUGAUCCAAUCUAAAACUGAUGGAAAGUUGGUCGAGUUGAACAGCCAUUGCGUGCACAAGAAUGAUGGCCAGGGUGAUUCGACUGGAUCCAAUGACACUCUUUUGGACAGUGAAGUUGAAUUUAUAGUGAACGAGUAUAACGAGCUUCUUACUGCGCAACUUGAAAACCAGAAAAUCUAUUUUGAAUCUUUGCUGCAAGAAGUUGAAGAAGACACGGAACGAGAAAUGUCUGCAGCUGUUGAGAAAGCUUUAACUCAUAAUCCAAAAUUGCUGAAAUUACAGGCCAAGAUAGACAAAUUUAUUGAGGAGAAGAAAUUCCUCGAUGAUAUUGAUGACAAUCUUUUGAGGAAUGAAAGCAUAUGGGAAGCUAAGAUAAAAGAGAUCGAAGAAAGGGAGAAGAAGCUUCUGGAACUGAAGGACAAAAAGAUAUCGGAAUUAGAGGAGCAGUUGAGGGCCAUGAUGGCGUGCCUCGAAACUGAGAAUGCAGAGCAACAGUCAGCACCAACCACAAAUGAAUCAACAGUCGGCGACCCAUCCCCCCAUGUUGCAGAAUCAUCAUCUUCCAAAAAUAGCAGCCAAGGCACCUCAAAGAAGACCUCCAGCCGAAGAAAAAACAAGGGAUGACUUUGAGGUAAGCUUCUCCAAAUGCAGCAUUGGAUAUACGAUGAAUACGCCCGUAAAUUCCCGAUGUGCUUGAUGCAAAAAUAAUUUUGAUGAUGCAUAGGUGCCUAAGGAGACUACACAGUAAAAAUGAAAUGCUCUGUGCUCUUCCUCGUUUGCUUACUG